Messenger RNA from Myripristis murdjan (pinecone soldierfish), 2940 nucleotides. RefSeq lists its product as uncharacterized. The record is from RefSeq and is a predicted model, not a curated record. NCBI's taxonomy places the organism in Eukaryota, Metazoa, Chordata, Actinopteri, Holocentriformes, Holocentridae. The transcript is spliced from 11 exons. The coding region runs from base 1 to 2940 and encodes 979 amino acids.
AUGAAGAGCUGGACAGCACCGGGGCCUGAUAUGAUCCACACAUACUGGCUGAAGAAGCUAACUGCACUCCAUGAACGCCUAGCAGGACAAAUGAACCAGCUGCUGAGGGAUGGGACCCACCCAGAGUGGUUAACCCAGAGCAGGACAGUCCUAAUCCUGAAGGACCCCCAGAAAGGACCCAUCCCAUCCAACUACCGGCCGAUAACCUGCCUCUGCACAACAUGGAAACUCCUAUCAGGUAUCAUUGCGGCUAAGAUGAGUAGGCAUGUGGCUCAAUACAUGAGUGGGGCUCGGAAAGGAGUUGGCAGUAACACCAGAGGAGCCAAGGACCAGCUACUGGUCAACAGAGCAGUCGCUCGAGACUGUAAGAACAGACGGACUAGCCUGUGCACUGCCUGGAUUGACUACAAGAAAGUCUAUGACUCGAUGCCACACACAUGGAUACUGGAAUGUCUGGAACUAUAUAAGAUCAACAGGAACCUAAGGGCCUUCAUUCAGAACUCGAUGCGAAUGUGGAAGACAACCCUAGAGGCCAACUCAAAGCAGAAUGCCCAAGUCAACAUCAGCCAGAUCAUCACAAAGAGUGGCUACGGAUACCAAUUCCGAAGUGGGGUAACGAUCAGCCACCUGCUCUACAUGGAUGACAUCAAGCUGUUUGCCAGGAAUGAGUGGGAAAUUGACUCACUGAUCCACACCACCAGGAUCUACAGCAACGACAUAGGGAUGUCAUUCAGAUUGGAUAAGUGCGGCCGGAUGGAAUACAUCAAGAAAAUGGCCCCAAAGGAUGAGCUGCUAAGUGAAUGCCUCAGGCAGCAGGACCCUGAUGAGAAUGCAGAGGAAGAGGAGCAGACAACUUGGAGGGACAAGCCCCUACAUGGCAUGUACCACCGUCAAGUUGAAGAAGUGGCUGAUAUCAAGAAAACCUACCAGUGGCUGGAAAACGCUGGACUGACAGACAGCACAGAGGCACUAAUCAUGGCAGCACAAGACCAGGCCCUAUGCACAAGAGCCAUAGAGGACAGGGUCUACCAGAGUAGAUUAGACCCAAGGUGUAAGCUGUGCAAAGAUGCCCCUGAGACAAUCCAGCACAUAAAGGUGGUAGAGAACAACAGGGCCAAGAUCUUGUGGGACUUCAGCUUCCAGACUGACAAACAGCUCCUGGCUAACCAACCGGACAUAGUGGUGGUGGAUAAACAGCAGAAGAGGGUGGUGGUAAUAGAUGCCAACAUCAGAAAGAAGGAACACAAAAAAGUUGAGAAGUACCAAGGGCUGAAAGAGCAGCUAGAAUGGAUGUGGAAGGUGAAGACUAGCGUGGUGCCCGUGGAAACUCCUAGUAACAGCAGCUGGACCAGCACAGGAAAUCUCCCAGCAGGUGGCGCUACAGGGUCUCAGAAUAAAAUCACCCCCACCACUCCUGUCCCAAACCGCCAACACAUCAACUGCAGCCACCACCAGCUGUCGCCUGAGGAACGCCGCCUGCUGGACUCCAUCGCUUGGCCUGAAACCCCUCAUGUGCCUGUACCCGUGUCCCUAAACACGACCUCUGACCCCGCCCACAGCACCUUCACAAUCCUGCCGGUGAGGGCAGGAGGUCAGUGGCAUGUAGGCGAUGAGCUGGAGGCUCUGAUCCAAAUUGGUGACUUCCAGGGUCGUCCAAAACAGUAUGGGGGAGAUCUUGUGAUUGCUCGCCUCCAUGACCCGGCACUCAGUGCAGGUGUGGCCGGGCGAGUGGUGGACCACCUGAACGGCUCCUACACCGCUGUGUUUCCAUUACUCUGGGAGGGACGAGCACAAGUUGAGGUGACGCUGGUUCAUUCCAGUGAGGCCAUCACUGUGCUGCACCGGGUAGACAGGGAACACCCAGCCCGGCAAUCCUUCUUGAGCCUCUUCCAGUCCGGCUCUGUCUCUGAAACUGCGGUUUGUAACUUCUGCCUGCCUCCCACCCAGCCUCUGUGCAACUACACCGACCUCCACACGGGAGAGCCGUGGUUCUGCUACAAGCCAAAGAAGCUGAGCUGCGAUACCAGGAUCAACCACUAUAAAGGAGGCUGCAAUUAUUAUCUCAAGGCCAAGGAGGUGACACUGUUUCAGAGUGGGGUCAACAUGAAAGUCAUCAUUCAAGCUUCAGGUCCAAGCAACGUUACUGUGCUGCCAAAGAAGAAAGUGCCUGCUGAAGGACAACCAGAGGUGAAGAGCAGCACCGUGAAGCCUGCACCUGCUGGAUAUUACUACCAGGGUGCAUGGCGAGCACUAGGGGCUACCACAGUUCGUCAGUUCAACGAUUCCUCUGCCAUCAGCCAGUGUCUGAAAGACAAGGUGGUGAAUUUGUACGGCGACUCCACCAUGAGACAGUGGUUUGAAUACCUCAACAGUGUGCUGCCAGACCUCAAGGAGUUUAACUUGCGCAGCGACAGGAGAACCGGACCGUUCAUGGCUGUGGACAUGGCACGAAACAUCUUGGUGAAAUACCGCUUCCACAGCCCUCCAAUAGUCACUUGGUCAAAAUUCUCAACCAAUGAGCUGCGCUAUGUUGCCAACGAGCUGGACGGCAUGGUCGGAGGCCCCAACACUGUCGUGGUUUUCAGCAUCUGGGCUCACUUUGGCACUUUCCCCGUCGAGGUGUACAUGCGGCGACUGCUGAGCAUCCGCAGGGCGGUGCUGCGGCUGCUGGACAGAGCUCCCGACACGCUGGUGGUCAUCCGGACAGGAAAUCUGAGGACCAUGACGUUUAUGUUUGCAAUGAUCAACAGCGACUGGUACUCACUGCAGCGGGACAGGGUGCUCCGGGCCGUGUUCAAAGGGCUGAAUGUUCACCUGGUGGACGCCUGGGAUAUGGUCCUGGCCCACCACCUGCCCCAUGAAAUUCACCCACGACCCCCCAUUAUCAAGAACAUGAUAGACGUCCUCUUGUCCUACAUAUGCCCUAAAAAUAAAUCCUAG